AUGUGUUACGAGGCAGUGGUGCUGCUGUGUGUGCUGGACGCGCCUUCCCAAGCGUCAGGGGGCGUGUUGGAGGCGGAGGUCGAUGGGGAGGUGCUCUUCCCCUUCGUGGAGCCACCAGGACAGGUGCGGUGGGCAGGUGUGGGCAGGUGGGAUGCGAGCAGAUGCCUCUUCACCAGCGUCAGGGGGCGUGUUGGAGGUGGAGGUCGAUGGGGAGGUGCUCUUCCCCUUCGUGGAGCAGCCGGGGCAGGUGCAUGCUUGCUUGGGCUGAGAGCAGAUGCCCCUUCACCAGCGUCAGGGGGCGUGGUGGAGGCGGAAAUUGAUGGGGAGGUGCUCUUCCCCUUCGUGGAGCCACCAGGACAGCCCAUGGAAGUCCCCUCCACCUUCCCCGACAAUAUCCCCAUGGAAGACCCGUCGUCUUUUCCUUCUAACAUUGUUCUCUGUGGGCCGCCCAUGUUCGGCGCCAUCAGCCCCCGGGCGCUCUCCGAGUGGCUGCACUUCCACCGCCUGCUGCUGCCGGUGGACCGUUUUGUCCUGUACGACGCGGGCGGCGUGGCCAACCACGCUGACGUCAGCAGCGCGGUGCAGCCGUGGGUGCGGGCCGGGGUGGUGGAGGUGGUAGGGUUCGAGGAGUCAACGCAGUACGACGUGUGGUCUUAUGCCCAGGCCCUCUCAACCCACGACUGUCUGUACGGGAACCGCCACGAGGCGCGGUGGCUGCUCUUUGCCGACCUGGACGAGUUCGUCGAGGUGCUGCCGCCCGCCACGCUGCAGCAGCUGCUACAGGACAACGCCGGCCGCCCGUGGAUCACGUUCGGAUGCACGCUGUUCAACAGCUCGUUCUGCCGCCCGCAGGAACAGUGGAAUGGCGGUACUACAAGGAGAAGGAGGAGGUUGCUACUAGGGGAGGGGCAACUGGGAGAGGCGGAACAGGGAGGGCUUUUGAGGCGCCUCAAAAGUCGCCCGGAGGAGCCGUGGAAUGGCGGUACUACAAGGAGAAGGAGGUUGCUACAGGGAGAAGUAGAACUGGGAGGGGAAGGGGGGGGAGGAGGAGGAGUAGGAGGAGGAGGAGGAGGAGGAGGGGGGGAUUGGGGAUCUAGCGGCAUGGUUUCAUCACAGCCGUUCAUAGUGGAGGGGGUGAGGUACCAGUGGCCGCACGCCUACUGCAUGAACACAUCGCUCUACCCGGACCAUCUGUGUCUCGACCAGUUCGGCCACCGCAAAUACAUCCUCAACCCGCGCCGCGUCUCCCUCGCUCAAGUGAGUGCUUUCCCUGGCUCCCUCGCACAGAUCCACGUGAUCAUCGGGGGCGAUAUGGACGGCCUGGAUCUGCCGACGGACGUGGCGAGAUUCGCGCACUACAGGGGGCUCACAGCGAGGGGGUACCCCAUGUGUGACCUGGGGGCACCGAGCCCCUGGUGGCGCUACCAUGAUGGCGUGGCCAGAAUGGCCCAGGCUGCUCGCUCCUGCCCUGCUCUUGUCACACCCAUUCCUGAGCGCUGCACAGCGCAGGCUCUUGCGAGCAGCAUUGCAUGA
Closterium sp. Naga37s-1 is the source of this 1533-nucleotide messenger RNA. Lineage: Eukaryota; Viridiplantae; Streptophyta; Zygnematophyceae; Desmidiales; Closteriaceae. The record is from the annotation of a GenBank genome assembly.